Molecule: messenger RNA, 708 nt
Organism: Oreochromis aureus
Lineage: Eukaryota; Metazoa; Chordata; Actinopteri; Cichliformes; Cichlidae
Product: carcinoembryonic antigen-related cell adhesion molecule 21-like
Exons: 5
Coding region: 1-708 (235 amino acids)
Source: RefSeq, a predicted model, not a curated record
AUGUCAGAAAAGUCAGUAUUGGACAAGACCAUCCCAUGGACUGCUGUUAUGCUUCUUUUAUCAGGUAAGUGUGUAGGUGAGGGUAUAUUGCCCGCUGGACCCGUGAGUGGAGCUGUAGCAGGCACAGUGAAGUUCACCACCACUCUCAGACCUCUGGAGAAACCAUUCCUCUCAGUAAGCUGGAGGUUCAAUGCGGUGAACAUCAUCAGUUCCACCAGCAUCAACAUCACUGAUCCUGGAUAUGCCGGCAGGAUCUCAUUAGACCGAGCCACAGGAUCCCUGGAGCUCAGAAACCUGGCACUGGAGGACAGUGGGGAGUACACUAUCACCAUCACACCAGAUGGAGGGCUGCCAAAACAGGGGAGGAGCACUCUGACUGUGUAUGCACCGAUAACUGGAGCCACCAUCCGCAGCCCCGCAGCCAUCCUGAUAGAAGAUGAAAGCUCCACCAACCUCACCUGUGAGGCCUCUGGCUCCGUCAGCUCCAGAGAGUGGAUAAAAGAUGGUCAGCCUCUAAAUCCCAGUGGCAGUGUCAGCUUUUCCUUGGACAAAAACACAGCGUCCCUACAGCCUGUUCACAUUUCUGACCGCGGCACCUAUCAGUGUAGAGUCAGCAGCCCGGUCAGCACCAUGACUGCGACCCAUAAUCUCACUGUCAGCUUUGGACCAUACAACGUGUUGAUCAGUGGACCCUCACUGGAUGUUUAA